Messenger RNA from Biomphalaria glabrata, 2677 nucleotides. RefSeq names its product dnaJ homolog subfamily C member 21-like. Lineage: Eukaryota; Metazoa; Mollusca; Gastropoda; Planorbidae. The transcript is spliced from 15 exons. The record is from RefSeq and is a predicted model, not a curated record. Gene Ontology annotation, molecular function: zinc ion binding; nucleic acid binding. Gene Ontology annotation, cellular component: cytoplasm. Bases 53 to 1840 code for a protein of 595 amino acids.
UGAAUCUAGUCAAAAAGACACAUAAGUUACAAUAGUUGUUAACAAAAAAAGUAUGGCGACCAAGAUCAAGUGUCACUAUGAAGUCCUUGGAGUUGAAAGAAAUGCUGACUUGGAUGAAUUGAAAAAGACAUACAGAAAGCUUGCUUUAAAAUACCAUCCAGAUAAAAACCCGGACAAUGUGGAGGAGGCUACUGCUCAGUUCAGGCUGGUCCAACAAGCUUAUGAAGUUUUAAGUGAUCCCCAAGAGAGAGCUUGGUAUGACAAACACAGAGAGGCCAUUUUAAGAGGAGGUUUAGGUGGUGGAGACAAAUAUGAUGAUGAGAGUCUAGACUUAUUCCAGUAUUUUAACUCUACUUGCUAUUCAGGCUUUGGUGAUGAUGACAAAGGUUUCUAUGCUGUUUAUAGAAAAGUCUUUGAGACUUUAGCUGAAGAAGACUAUGUUUAUAUGCCAGACAGGAAAAAAGAUGAAGAGUUUCCCAAGUUUGGUGACCCAGAAUCUGAUUAUGAUGAGGUUGUUGGUCCAUUCUAUGCAUUCUGGUCCAGUUUCUGCACCAACAAGUCCUAUGUGUGGGAGGAGAAGUACGACACUCGUGAAGCUCCUGAUCGAAGGUGUAGGCGUGCCAUGGAGUCAGAAAACAAGAAACUCAGGGAUGCAGCAAGAAAAGAAAGAAAUGAAGAAAUCAGGAAUCUAGUGGCUUAUGUGAAGAAGCGAGAUAAAAGAGUUCAGGCCUAUAAGAAAAAGCUAGAAGAGAGACACGCAGAGAUUGAGGCCAAGACCAAACAAAAACGAGAAGAAGAACUGAGAGAGAGAAAAAAGCAGCUAGAGAAUUACAAGGAAGCUGGCUGGUCAGCUAUGUCUGGGCUAGAGAAGGACCUGCAGCAGCUGGAGGCUCAUCUUGAUGAACACUUUGGUGAAGUGAAUGAUGGUCCUUUAGAUGAAAAUGAUGAGCUAUGUGAGAAUGGGGAGGAGGAACUUUAUUUGGAUGACCUUUAUUGUGUGGCUUGUAACAAGUCUUUCAAGAGUGACAAAGCAUUUUCUAAUCACGAGAAGUCACGCAAGCAUAAAGAGAUGGUGGCCAUUAUAGCGCAGGAGAUGCAAGAUGAAGACCAGGAUGGAGAAGCUGAUGAGGGUGGUGGUGAACCCUCCGCGGAUGUAGGGGAGGGUAACUCUAUUUCAUCAUCAGAGGAGGACACAGAAGGACAAAAGCAAAAGUUGUCAAAAAAACAGAAGAAAAAACGUAGACAGAAGGUUGCUGUGAAUUCAGAUGAAGAUCAGUUGUCUGAGCAAGUGGAAGCACUCAAAGUUACAGAUGAAACUCCAGAAAAAAGUUCAACAAAAUCUAAGAAGGCCAGAAGGAAAAUUGCAAAACUUGCUGAGUCAUCUCUGAAUUAUUCAAAGUUUGUUACAUCUGAUCAAUCUAUCUUUCCACAGAAGACUACAACAGUUACUGAGGAGAAUGUCAAGGUCAAUGGAGUAUCACAUUCUAGUGAUGACAAACAGGAAGCUGUGGUUUCCAAUGACUCAGGGGUAGUUGAGAAUGGGUCGGACGAAGUCAGUGAUAACACUGUCUCCUUGGCAACCGAGUCCAAGAAAAUGAAUGAAACAAACCCAGCUCAGCCCCAGAAGGAUGACAGCAGUGCUAAAAAUAAAACCAAGCCCCAAAAGGUCAAGGAAUCUUUAAAAUGUAAUGUCUGUCAUCGAGGCUACCAGUCUCGGAACAAACUGUUUGAACACAUCAAGCAGACGGGUCACGCCAUGAGAGUGGAGCCAGGGGAGGAAGAGGAAGAUGUGGUGGAAGAGGAAAGAGGCAAGAAAGGAAAGAAAAAAUCCAGAAGAUGAUGACAGUUUUUUUUAAAAAUAUGUAAUGAAUUUAGGAUUUUGUUUUAGUUAAUUUCAAUCUUAAACCUAUUCAAGGCAUUUGCACAUUACCCAUGUAAUAACAUCAGAUGUUAGUUGUUUUUUUUUUUUUACCAUUCUGUCUAAUUGUAAAAUUUUAGGAAUUUUGAUGGACCACAAAGUUUGUUUUUAAACUGUUCACUUAGAGCUAUUUGAUUCAUUUCUUUGUGUUUUUAAAUUUGUCAAUUACAAUAAGGAAUUGUUUAACUUUUUUUUAUAAAAUUUAUGAUACAUUUAAUCAUUAACUUCUGUUAGUGGUUAUAUUAAACUAGGUCAGGUUAUCCAUGUUUUGUUUUUUGCUGUUGCUGAGCUAGAUCAGAAGAGAAAAAAAAACCCAGGUUUAUUGUUUUGUUUUUCUUUAAAUUAAAGCCUUAAUUAACAACUCGAAUUUGUAAAUUCUAGCAAAGCAUCUCCAUCCAUGGGUUCUUUGUUAGAUAGUAUUAGGACAUUUAACUUUACUUAUAGUAACUGAUUUAAAGUCCAUCUCUCUCUCUAUAUAUAUAUACUCCACAUUUUACUCCACAUUUUAAUCGAUGAAAUUUAGAUUACACUUUUAUGGUUCCCUUCUCUCUUUUUAACUAUUAGCUCAAACAGCUGGACAACUUCCUGUAGCCAUCACCACAUUAGACUUAGCAAUGGACUACUUAACAUAUCUGUAAUAGAAGCAUUGCAUCCAUGAAUAAAUGUAAGAACAAUGGUCAAAUCAGUUGUAUUAAAUAUAAUUUAUUGAGAAGAUAUAAGAGGUAAUGAUAGUUAUGACAUGGCUAUACAAAGACCAGG